CAUAUAACUGCUUGGCCAUGCAUGUCAAAUAAUAAAACCUGCAUGUUAACUUAAUGAUAGAUUGAGUUCUGAUUGAUGCCAGGUAGCUAGGAGGUUGUUAAAUAAAAUACAAUAUUCGCUUGUUUCGGCAGUGUUAUUUUAAUUUCAAAUUCUGGAUGCAACACAGAAGUCAACGCCAAGUGUUAAUUGUUCCAUUUAGGAUGGUGUUGAUUGAAAUCAACUGCUUGAUUUCCGAAUAAGUCAUGAUGAUCAAUAUCAAUCCUUCAGAUGCAUGCGCGUUGAUUAAGUCAAUUUGCUCUCCCUGCCAGCACGGGUAUAGUUAUUCCAGCUUGGCUCAUUAUAUACUUCUCUAUCUGAGAAGACUGCACUGGAAUUAUCACUAUCAUGCAGGGCAGGCGUACAUACGAGCAUUUUUCCUUUUUGUCUUUGAAAAGCUGGCAUGAUUAUCCUUUGAACAAAGCUUCUUGCAUGUCAAGGAAAACUUGUCAAAUUGUAUACACGAGCAAAUAAAACUUGGCAAGGAAAACGUGCCCGUCAGCUGUACGGGGUUUUAUUGAGAAGCGUAUAGUGAUAAGCCGAUCACGAAGAGACUGUUUAAAUAAUUGUUGUUUUAUGGGACUCCCACUUUUUCUUAAUUUUAUAAAUUUUUAACAAGUCUCUGCUAUAUAUUUAUAUUUAUCUUCGAAAAUAACUGAACCACGCUCGCAGGCAGGGAUAUUCGGUUAACUAGCCCAGUUAGCAUCAAUUAAGCAGUUUCAUUAAACAAAUUUGACGUUUAUUGAUAGAAAAAUUAAAACAGUUUUUUCAAUAAUGCAUGAUUUAACUCCUGACGCAAAAAGAAAAAGUCCAAAACAACGUGUGUCCAACAGAGUUAAUCGGUUAGAGAGAAAAAGGUACAAAAUCAGUUAAAUCACCCGACAUUUUCCUUAUAUAUUUUUUUACAAUCAUAAGAUGUGAGAUCGACAGUGACAUCCUGAUCUAAGUCUUCUUGUAUUUUACAUAAUAGAGGCUAAUUACGGUCAGCGGACAUCAAUAGAUAAUAUAUAGUAUUGUUGAGUGUUGGUUACGUUCUCCACAUGAAUCAAAUGAUUUUCUCGUAUAGUACAACUAAAAAUACGAUGCCAGACAUCCCUUUAACAUUUGCUCGCCAUAUAUGAGCUUUUUAAGGCCGAAAACAUUUAGAGUAUAAUAGACUGUCCAUCCGCUUGUGAAUUAUGCGCGUAUAUUAUAAGAGAGAACGUCAAAUUUGUUUUAGUUUCUAAAAUACGAAAGUAAUAUAGAGCUUCACUGCAUGUUUUGCAGCUGCAGCUGACAGUGUUAUCAAUCAGUCAAUAAAGAAAUACGUGUCGCGUUUGUAUUCAUCAAGUUUAUGUAUGUAUGCACGACCAAUUGUGUGGCAGUUUGCGCGUAUCUCAGUAUAGAUUUCGGUAUUUCUUCAAAUGUGCGUAUCAGUAUUAAAACUUUAAUUAAAUUAAUAUAAAGUAUGCAGGGAUUACAAAACAAACUUUGCAUGGUAUUACUCCGUUUACAAAAGAGAGCCGCAUGCAUGCAUGCAUAAUUUAUUCAGGCAUUAUACAUGAAGAAGUGUUCGCCCAUGACUUCAGAAAUGUGUGCACUAAAAAUGGAAUAAUUCUCCAAAGUUGUACCUUUCCAACAACUGGGCCCGAAAUGUUGUUGCGGAUGACAAAAUGGCAGCAAAUAAAUUCCUUUAAAGAAUGCUUUUGCAAACGCAACAAGGUUGUUUUCGUGCCCCUGUUUUCAUGCGCCGGCAAAUUCUUUUAAAAGAAUUUAAAAUUGCAAUAACACGAGCUUUUUUAAUCUUUAAUGAAUUGUAAAAAAGAUAAAACUAUCUGAAUACUAAUAACAUUCCGACCUCUUUGGAUACUUUUAUAUAUAUGAGAUGGUUCAUUCUCCAAAGCUGGCAUGCCUAUUAGCUGGCAUAGCUAUAUAAUAUUGGGACCGCGGACUUAUCCAUUGUUAAUGUCUUGAAGUUAAAAUACGUGCGCCUGAUUGAAACACAUCAUAGAAGAAAUACCGUAUGAUGUGAAACGUUUUAUUCUAGAAAUACUUGACGUGCGUCAUAGUGGUAAACCUAUCGUCAUGGUAAACCUAUCUUUGCCGGAAUUCCCGUGGUUUUAAUGGAAGAUGAAAGGCACUCAGAUACAUAGAAUUAAUGCAAUUUACUCGAUAUUUUUAUUAAGCGUUUAGAAGAUUAAAUGUUCAGUAGUUCCACGUGUGAGAAUAGAUGAGGAAAAUACUAAUUACAGCUGAUUGAAAAAAAACUCCAUUAUUCAUUACAACGGGAUUUCUACCAAAAUAUAUGGCAGCAGAGCCAAUACUACACUGUAGUUUUUAGCUCAUGCAGAAUUAAUUUCUCUUCGUCGUCCAAUCCAACGAGUUCUUACUGACAUUACCAACGAUACGUUUAGCUAUUCCGGAAUAAACUAUCGCUGCAUGGGCUACUUUAUCUUGUAAUAAAGACAGAAUAAUGGAUGCUGAUGACGUUAAAGAAUUUAAUGGCGGGUACCAGAAACCUCAUUAUAAAGAUAAAAGACAGAGAUACUCUCGCAAUAUUUGGGACCAAUUUGUAGCACAGUCAACACUACAUGGCUUGCAUUACGUUUUCGAGAAGCGUCCAGUUCCACAGCGCCUAUUUUGGCUUAUUUUGAAUGCGUUGAUGUUCUCUUUGUUCUUGUGGCAAACACUGAAUUUAGCUUUAGCCUUUUUAGAUUACAAUGUGAGCAGUACGAUUGAGUUUGUAACCGAACGGGAAAGCAGUUUUCCUGCUGUCACAUUGUGCAACUUCAACAUGUACCGGAAAAGUGAAAUAAACAACACUGAGUUCUACGAAGUACUAAAAGAGAAAAAUCCGCUCUAUCCUAAAAAUAUUACAAUUGAUUGGAAGAAAUAUGCCAACGUAAAUACUAUAGACGUCGAGGACCUAAUUCUGAAAGCAGGACAUCAAAUGAGUUAUAAUGAGACUACCGGAAAGGGAAUGCUCUAUGGCUGCAAAUGGAAAGGAAAGAAAUGUGGUGAAAUGAACUUCACAAGAAUACUGACAGAUAUGGGACUGUGUUAUAUGUUUAACUCAGGGAAAGAUACGCCAAUUCGAAAGGUGAACGCCCCAGGAAAACAAUUUGGACUACAUUUGAGGAUGUCGGUUGAACAAGACGAAUAUGUAGGUCACGUGGCAUUUUCGGCAGGUUUACGAAUAAGAAUUCAUGAUCCAGAUGAACCGCCACUUGUGUCGAGUUUGGGUUUUGCAGUCAUGCCUGGUUCGCAUGUCUUCGCAAGUAUAUCAAGACAAAGAACGAAGUCUCUCAAAUCCCCUUUCAAAACAAUGUGCCAAGAUAAAGAUCUGCCUGGGAUCAAAGCAUACACUAUUGCUGCAUGCCAUGAAAAUUGCAAGCAAAAUCACAUUGCCAAAGAAUGCCGCUGUCGGCCAUUCUAUAUGAAAGAAAAUAUUACAGAGUUCAAACAAAAAUGUACCGUUGAAAAAUAUUUUGACUGUGUUCUUCGCAUUGAAGGGGAAUUCUCCAGUUCAUCGUUGGAUAAUUGUCAAUGUACAGAACCGUGUGACACAAUGAAGUAUUCUACUUAUCUAUCUUAUGGUACAUUUCCUGGUGUAGAAGCAGCGAAAGAAUAUGCAAAUGGUUCAGUUAAAGCAUUGAAGAGUUUCACGCAAUGUGAUGACAUAAGUGCGGCACUAAGACAAUAUGACGAGGUUAAUGAUACAGACGAGGAAGAUGAAUUUACAUGCAAAAAUCUACUUGCAAUGGAUAUAUUUUACGAAGAUUUAAACUAUCACGUUAUCAAACAAGUGCCGGCGUAUUCUUUGCCGAAUUUACUUGGUGAGAUCGGUGGAUUGAUGGGAUUGUUUCUUGGUGCUAGUAUCUUGACCGUUCUGGAGUUUUUUGAUGUCGGUAUGGUUGCUCUUCUGACUCGUCUUGGAAUUUAUAGACCUUUGUAAACGCCUACAGGAAGAUUGUUUCAAGCAUUGGACAGCGUAUUGGGGGAUUAUCUCAUAGGAAAUGAUCCCAAAAGUAGUCCAUAUGCAAUCUUGGGUACCAAGAGCUUUUUGGUGUGAGGCUGCAAACAUGAAACUUUCAAAAAAUAGAAAAAAAUUCACAGCCCUUUGUUUGGCAUAUAAUUAUUUAAGAGAAAGCACUUUAUAACAUUGCGUGUUCUUUCUCAGUAUGCACUAUAUGCAAAAUAAGUAUCUUAAUAUUUAAUUUAUAUCGGACUCUUUCUGAAAACGUGCGUGUAUGUGUCAAUAUUAUAUGGAGAUUUUGUGAAAAUAAUUGCUCCAAACGUUCGCGCACAAGGUUAAUAGAUCCAGGGCGCUGUAAAACACCCUGAUAGAUCUCAUCAGUUGGCACAUCUUUCCGUAGAUACAAAAUUAUGUAAGAUAAUGAAAACUCCUUGAACUCGGACCUAUAAUCAUGCUCUUGUUAAAUAUUCGGCAUUGGGAAAACGUCUUUUUAAUUGGUAACAAAAAAAAAUGUUGUAAAUAUUUAUCCGAAAUAAUAUAAUA
This is a messenger RNA of Dendronephthya gigantea, 4534 nucleotides long. Its product is annotated as acid-sensing ion channel 4-A-like. Gene Ontology annotation, molecular function: ligand-gated sodium channel activity. The record is from RefSeq and is a predicted model, not a curated record. Lineage: Eukaryota; Metazoa; Cnidaria; Anthozoa; Malacalcyonacea; Nephtheidae. Bases 2489 to 3970 code for a protein of 493 amino acids. The transcript has 10 exons. Gene Ontology annotation, cellular component: membrane. Gene Ontology annotation, biological process: sodium ion transmembrane transport.